Molecule: messenger RNA, 607 nt
Organism: Loa loa (African eye worm)
Lineage: Eukaryota; Metazoa; Nematoda; Chromadorea; Rhabditida; Onchocercidae
Exons: 4
Coding region: 137-607 (156 amino acids)
Biological process (GO): potassium ion transmembrane transport; regulation of membrane potential
Cellular component (GO): membrane
Molecular function (GO): voltage-gated potassium channel activity
Source: RefSeq, a predicted model, not a curated record
UUGCAGAAGAAAAAUGGUUGCUUCUUCGAAGGAUUUGUGGAAUUUAACAAUAGAAAAGAUACUGAAAGGAAAGAAAGAACGAUAUCAAAUAUUAUCAGUAUCGAUGUGAAGGGAAACAAGGAGGCUCUCUGUUGGUAUGCCUGUGGUUAAACGAGGACUCGUCGCUCCACAAAAUACAUUCCUUGAAAAUGUUAUUAGGCGCUGCAAUAAUUCUGAUACUAGUUUUAUACUAGCAAACGCUCAAAUAGUAGAAUAUCCAAUCGUGUAUUGCAAUGAUGGUUUUGCUAAAAUGGUGGGAUAUUCCAGGGCUGAAAUUAUGCAGAAACCUUGCUCACUUUCCUUCAUGCAUGCCGACUACAGUGGACCUGAAGCGGUGAGGAAGAUUCAAAAUGCGCUUGAUAUGUGUCAACACGAACAAACAGAAAUUGGUCUACGCAAAAAAAAUAGAAGUCUUCUUUGGUUGUUGGUGCACAUUGCUCCAAUCAAGAAUGAUCGUAAUCAGGUGGUACUGUAUUUGUGCCAAUUCAGGGAUAUCACACCUCUUAAACAACCGCUUGAUGAUGAAAAUAAUAAAGAUAAGGAUGCUUUAAUUUCAUUUGUUUUAUGA